Molecule: messenger RNA, 3769 nt
Organism: Hippocampus zosterae (dwarf seahorse)
Lineage: Eukaryota; Metazoa; Chordata; Actinopteri; Syngnathiformes; Syngnathidae
Gene: pdzrn4
Product: PDZ domain containing ring finger 4
Exons: 10
Coding region: 1062-3332 (756 amino acids)
Molecular function (GO): protein binding
Source: RefSeq, a predicted model, not a curated record
UUUGGCUAGCUUAUGAGUUAAUAAUAGAUGUCCUAAGAAGUAGAAGUAAAUCACAGAAAAUAUUUGUGUAAAAAGGAAAAAAAAAAAUCUAAAAAUAAUCACUGUAGUAAGGUGUUGUAUAGCGAGGCCGGCUAGCUUGCGCGCCUGUGGUUUGUCGGCUAGUGAGCAGAUGGACUAUUACCUCACCUCUUGACAUUGCAGCAUGUAUUUUUGUAUGUUUUUCGUAGCUUCUGAACACUUUCUAAAAUAUAUCGCAGUAGCCUGGUAAAUUUAGCAGAGGUCUCCACUGAGCAAAUUAAAAUGGAGUGACCUACAAAUAGCUUGGAAUCUCCUGAACCUCAUUUAUAUUCAGAUCCAUGAAAACAAACGGCGUGAAUAUCGCUUUCUUCCACCCCGCCCGUCGAGCAUCGUGGAUCCAGUUGGACUGCGAGCUAAUUUGACACCAAUCAAUAGCGGUCUGCGUUUCUUCCUGUGUGUCAGCCGAGUUGGGUGCCCUUGUCGAUGUGUCGAGGCGGCAUCAGUUCGGCGACUGCAAAUCCAUGGCGGGCCUCGCCCCUUCCUCCGGUGCGCCAGCGCAUCCGAUUGAAUGUGAAGGAGAUUGAUUUGCGCCUCAAAUCCACUUGACCGUUGCGCGCACUCGAUUUUAAUUCGAUUGGACAGCAAGACACUUGUUAGGCUAAAAAAAAAAAAAAAAAAAAAAAGAUCGCGCGGCAUCUUUGCAAAACACACCUGCACGCUAAGAUGCUCACAUCCAGCACUCCGCCCGCCGCUUCUCUCCCAGCCAAUGAGCAGGAAGCCCACCCGCAGCAUGCUGGCUGCCACGGGAGGAGGUGUGUCCGCCGCCUGAGCCAAAAGUCUGCUUGCGUGCGAGUGUGAGCUCACACACACUGGAAGAGGCGGCCGAGGAGAAGCCAGAGGAGAAAAAGACAGAGUGGCGAGAUCCUCUGAGGGAUGCGAGAGGCGAGCCGAGGAGCAGGAGCGCGUUUCGGCCCCGCGGGGGAGCUCAGACGCGCGGGCAUCUCACUCGGACGGACGGCGCGCCGUCUCCCUUGGCAACGGCGAUGGGCUGCAAUUUGUGCACCUUGCAGAAGCGGGAGGAGCACUACAAGCUGCUGUACGAGAUUGCGCAGGUAAACAGGCGUAACUUGUCCAAGGCGGAGCAGGAUGAGACGGCGGCGGCGGAGGCCGUCGGACUAGAGCCCGUCGUCGUCCAGGUCAUCCGUCCCGCCGCGCAGUACCAAGGCCACGUGGCCGACGUGUGCACGCAAACCGACAUCACCUUCGAGCACAUCAUGGCGCUGGCCAAACUGCGCCCGGCGACGCCGCCCGUGCCUGACGUCUGUCCCUUCCUGUUGUCUGACAGCUGCCAUUCUAUCCACGCGAUGGAACGUGAAUUCUACGAGUGUCCCGAGUACCUCUCCAAUAUGGCGGCUGAAGUGGAGCGCACUGAAGAGUACGUGUACGAGGAAGUGGAGUUGUGCAAGCAGAAGACUCAAGAGAAGCUGGGCUUAACGUUGUGCUACAGGACCGACGAGGACGACGACAUGGCCAUUUAUGUCAGCCAGGUGGAGCCAAACAGUUUAGCAGCGAGAGACGGCCGCAUCAAGAACGGCGAUCGUAUUUUACAAAUCAACGGCCACGCGGUGCAGGAUAGAGAGGUUGCGGUUUCCGUGCUGUCGGGAGAAAACGCAAAGAGCGUCGUCCUGCUGGUGACCAGGCCGGAGACGCAGCCGGACGACCACGCGUGGCUUGACGACGAGCCGCGGGAUCCGGCGAAGGAACUGAAGAUGGAGAUCCUGCAAGCGGGGGCGAAGAAUCGCAACCUCAAGCAAGAUGAAGCUGGAGAUGAAAAGACACCCGAGGCGGCUCCCUGUUCCUCCAACGGCCAAGACAAAGACAGCGGCUUCGGCUGCGGCACAGACAGUCCCGAGCACGUAUCGGCCGGUCUCUACAGGAGGAGUCCGGUUCGGUUUUUGAGGGAACAGCGGCGAGCCCAAAGUCCACAUGGCGGGCGAGGCGGCGUGCAAAGCCGCGAAGGCGGAGUGAGCGUUCGCAAUGACGCAAAUGGGAUCUUGGGCCUGGAGAAUUACUUCCAGCAACUUCUGGAGGUCAAGUGUCAAAUCCGCAAGGGCGCGGAGUGCGGCGUGUACUCCAUCCGGCACAGCAUCGAGUGCAGCCUCACCGAGCAGGGAGGAGGCGACAGCGACGACGGCGCCGAGGAGGCCGGCCGAGGCGACGGGGUGGAGCGGGAGUUGAGGAUGCUUAAGGAAGAGCUGCGCAGCAUCGAGCUGGAAUGUCAGAACAUCGUGCGGGCCCGUCGGCCGCGCCAGACGGGCGCGCUGCCCGACAUCCACGAGCAGAUUCCGAGCGAAAAAAAACAAGAAAAAGACGCCUCCAGUGCCUACAACACGGCCGAGAGCGCGCGCUCCAGUCCGCCGGGUCGGGAGCCAUCCCCCGAGCGCUCCCUCCACAGGCGCGUCAGCAUCGCCAACCGCAGGAACCUCCAAAUGGCCUCGUCAAAGCCCUCCAGCCCAAAUCCCGACCAGUCUCGGGGGUCACCGGAAGCCCGUCCUCGCGCCGUUUUCUCCAGCAGCCCGGACCAAAGUAACCCCUCUCGAUCCGAGUCGGACCCGGCGCUGCCCGCCGACGACGAGCGCUGCGAGAAAAAGGGCAAAACCAAAGAUCUCAGAAGGAAACCGCCGUUGGCCUCGUACCAAAGCAGCCCUUACCACGGCUCGCUCGGAUCGCGUCAACUUCAGAGCUACAUGCAGCUGCUCCAACAGCACUCGUCCUUGGAGUAUUCCCAGAGCCAGCUGAGUCUACUGAGCGUCUGCCGCGAUCCGCCGACCCGCAACGCCCGCUCCGGGGAACCGCGUCUGGAGUGGAAGGUGAAAGUGCGAGCGGACGGCUCCCGCUACGCCGCCCGACGCCCGGCCCGCGACCGCAUCCUGCGGGAGCGGGCGCUGAGGAUCCGAGAGGAGCGCAGCGGCGGCAUGACCACGGACGACGACGCCAUGAGCGAGAUGAAGAUGGGCCGCUACUGGAGCAAGGAGGAGCGCAAGCAGCAGCUGGCGCGGGCCAGGGAGCAGAGGAAGAGGAGGGAGUUCAUGCAGAAGAGCCGCUUCGAGUGUCUGAAGGAGGGCCCGGCCGGCGGGGCCGAGGGCCACGGGGAGCUCAGCAUCCUGGAGCUCAGUCACAAGAAGAUGAUGAAGAAGCGCAAUAAGAAGAUUCUUGACAAUUGGAUGACCAUCCAGGAGCUGAUGAGUCACGGGGCUCGGGUCCCGGAGGACUCCAAAGUCCACAACGCCUUCCUGUCGGUGACAACCGUCUAGGCCUCGUUUUUCCCGUGAGCGUCGAGUGAACAUGUAGCUUUUUUCUUUUCCCUCGAACGCUUUUUUCCCAUUCGUCUGCUUUUGGUAAUCUCCCGUUCUCAUUCCGUCGAUGUUGUUUGUGACGACUCAUCUGAGGCUACUUGCCUCAUUCAAGGCAGCAUUUUUUUAUACGUGGGUGGGGCGGGGGGGGGCGUAUUUUUUCACGAUUUGUAAUCUCGCUACUUUACACUUUGUAUGAACGUUUUUUUUUUUUUACUCUGGAAGUCAAUGUGGCAUAAGUAGGCCGUUGUAAAUGUAUCACCAAAAGCGAUUGUACACCAAAACACAUUUACUAACCGGCGCAAAACCCCCAAAGUGUCUUCUGGAGCUCCCCGGAAGGCUUUCGCUUCAGGUUUUACCUCAAGAACGGAUCUUUUGCUCCCAAGGACCUUUGGAGC